Molecule: messenger RNA, 1295 nt
Organism: Hypoxylon trugodes
Lineage: Eukaryota; Fungi; Ascomycota; Sordariomycetes; Xylariales; Hypoxylaceae
Product: mitochondrial protein
Exons: 2
Coding region: 230-1084 (284 amino acids)
Source: RefSeq, a predicted model, not a curated record
AGGUACCUGAAAUAUCCGCCUAAGGUCGCCAAAAGAACAAGUACAAUUCAAUUAUAAGCUUGUGACGUCGGGUUCAUCCGUGUUCGCUCCAUCUAAGCUGUUGAACGACAACUAACGACAACUAUUGCGACAAUCGUUGCGACGACAUAAAUAACACGAAUUGACAUAAUAAGACCCCUCAUUUGAUUCCUCGGUUUCUCUCACUUUACUCCUAGCAACUAGAGUAAAGAUGUCAAAGCUCUCAGAAACAGUCAAGGCACUCAUUAAUGCCAGCCAUUCCAGGCCAGGCUAUACUCCCUCAUCGUCAAGUGUACAAACCGCAUUAACACAUUUCGCCAAAGAUGCGGCAGAAAAGAAAGUCGGGUUACCGGCUUGGGUGACACUAUCUACGGCCGUCUCAGCAACACUAAACUGCCCUGAGGCCAUGACCCAAAUAUUCCACCUAGCCAAUUCAACAAACCAACAGCGCACACCUGCCCAAAACGCAGAGCUGAUCCGCGAAGUCGGGUUAAAGUGUAUCUCCUUCAACGGCAUCCCACGAAGCAUCAACACCCUCGGCGUAUUCCGCAAUAGUCUACCAUCCGAUGUCGGAUCCGCAUUAAGCACGAAGCCAACCCGGGAACUAACACCGGAGAACCUGGAGCUCCGUAAGCGAGAUGGUCUCGCGCUUUGGGAUAGCGUGUAUAUUGGCUUCGAGCGCAAGUUGUUAGAUAAACUAGCACAAUCGCAUCCGGAUUUGCCUGUUCACAUCCUCAAUGGCCAUUACUCGAAUCUAUUAUCGAACCCACGUGGUGUCACUGCGCCGGUGAAAGUCGGUCGCGUACUCACGUCGCUUGUUGCUAUCGCGUGUUUACGCGCGCAGACUGGUGUUGGGCCUCAGGUUGUUUCACAUAUCUUUGGAUUGCGUAAGGCAUAUAAAAAUGGUGAUGCGCAUGCUGAAGGUGAGGAAUCCGUUGAAGGUGGCCCGUGGCUCGCUACUGAGGAUGGAAAUAUCUGGAUACUGGAGAACAUUGAUAAAUUGGUUAAUGUUAUUACGAGUGGUGAAGGUACUACCUUUGCGCCGGGGAUACGACCCAAGUUAUAAGAUGAGGAUGAGAAGGAAUCAUAGCUCAUUGAGCGCUACUUGUCCGUGUGGGUAAUUGGUGAAAAAUUGGGGUAUAAGUCAAUUUGUAUAUAAGAACUCCUAGCUACGGAGCAGCUCUGUCCUAUAACCACCUACCUGGUGAACCAAGGUCGGUAAGUGUAUCUCACUUCAUCAUAUACGAUAUAGGCAAAUAGAUUCCCCUUGGUUCACA